Glycine soja is the source of this 1617-nucleotide messenger RNA. Its product is annotated as UDP-glycosyltransferase 74G1-like. NCBI's taxonomy places the organism in Eukaryota, Viridiplantae, Streptophyta, Magnoliopsida, Fabales, Fabaceae. Gene Ontology annotation, molecular function: UDP-glycosyltransferase activity. The transcript has 2 exons. Bases 47 to 1411 code for a protein of 454 amino acids. The record is from RefSeq and is a predicted model, not a curated record.
AUAUUGUAUAAACUUAACCCUCCCAUCUCCAUGACACAGAGAAAUAAUGGAGAAGAAAAGCAUAACAAGCAGAGCACAUUGUUUAGUGCUAGCAUUUCCAGGUCAAGGCCAUAUCAAUCCCAUGCUUCAAUUCUCCAAGCUAUUGGAGCGUCAAGGGGUGAGAAUAACACUUGUUACUACUCGUUUCUAUUCCAAGAAUUUGCAAAACGUGCCUCCUUCCAUUGCUCUUGAAACCAUUUCUGAUGGGUUUGAUGAAGUUGGGCCCCAAGAGGCUGGGAGCCCCAAGGCCUAUAUAGAUCGCUUGUGCCAAGUUGGAUCAGAAACCUUUCAUGAGCUUCUUGAGAAACUUGGCAAAUCAAGAAACCAUGUUGAUUGUGUUAUUUAUGAUUCAUUCUUCCCUUGGGCACUAGAUGUUACCAAGAGAUUUGGGAUACUUGGAGCUUCUUAUCUCACUCAAAAUAUGACCGUCAAUAAUAUAUACUAUCAUGUUCACUUGGGAACGUUGCAAGCUCCACUCAAAGAGCAUGAGAUUUCCCUUCCCAAGUUGCCUAAACUUCAACACGAGGACAUGCCUUCUUUUUUCUUCACAUAUGAAGAAGAUCCAUCUAUGCUUGAUUUUUUUGUGGUUCAGUUCUCCAAUAUCGACAAAGCUGAUUGGAUCCUAUGCAAUACAUACUAUGAGCUGGACAAAGAGAUUGUAGAUUGGAUCAUGGAGAUUUGGCCAAAAUUUAGGUCCAUAGGACCAAACAUACCAUCUUUAUUCUUAGAUAAGCGAUAUGAAAAUGACCAAGAUUAUGGGGUCACAGAAUUCAAGAGGGAUGAAUGCAUCGAAUGGCUAGAUGAUAAGCCAAAAGGGUCUGUUGUUUAUGUAUCGUUCGGGAGUAUAGCUACCUUUGGUGACGAGCAAAUGGAAGAGCUAGCUUGUUGUUUGAAAGAGUCCUUGGGCUACUUUUUGUGGGUGGUUAGAGCCUCUGAAGAGACUAAACUUCCUAAAGGUUUUGAGAAAAAAACAAAGAAAGGCUUGGUAGUGACAUGGUGCUCCCAACUAAAAGUUCUUGCUCAUGAGGCUAUAGGAUGCUUUGUGACACAUUGUGGUUGGAAUUCCACUUUAGAAACUUUAUGCUUAGGAGUCCCGAUAAUUGCAAUACCAUUUUGGUCAGAUCAAAGCACAAAUGCAAAGCUUAUGGCGGAUGUUUGGAAGAUCGGAAUUAGAGCUCCUAUUGACGACAACAAGGUUGUGCGUCGAGAAGCACUAAAGCACUGCAUAAGGGAAAUAAUGGAGAAUGAAAAAGGCAAAGAGAUGAAAAGUAAUGCCAUUCGAUGGAAGACCUUGGCUGUAAAAGCUGUUAGUGAUGAUGGUAGUUCUCAUAAAAAUAUUCUAGAAUUUACAAAUAACUUGUUUCAUCCAUAAGCUUCAUGCAUGCUAAAAUUACCAAUUACUCGCAUAAAGACAAUUCCUAUUUUAUAUUUUCACGAAUCCCUGUGGUCAAUUGUAUUAAGAAUGUCCUUUCUAAUGAAAUCCAUGUACAACAGAUUUUAAAUGCAUUAUGCCUUGCAUAUGGCCUUCUUUGAGUAUAUAAAUACAUUAUUCAUGUAUAUGUAUAUUUUUUCCUUAAA